CCCUUCGGCGCACGGAGACCUUUAGAGCAGCUGCCUGCUCUGUCUCACCCAGGCUGGAACAUAUAAAAGCUGUUAGCAGCCUCUGGGGCCAGAAGCUUCCAAACCAGCAGAGUUUUGUUCUUUGGUAAUAAGAAACAGUCCUUCACCAAGGUUCCUAUCAUCAUUUAGGAGAGUGCUAUAUAUACUGGGAGAACAAUAGACUGUAUUUUUUUUUUUCUUGGUACUAUCCAGAGAUCUGUUUUCUGCUGUCCUGACUUAAAGCAGAGUACCUCUGUGGCCUGUCUUUCUCCUUUGGCCCCAAAAUGACAGUAAUCACUGCAAUCAGUUGUGCUUUCUUACUUUCCAUUCUCUGUGAAACAAGUGCAUUAGUGUUACCCAACUCCACCGACCUACUCCUGUCAGACAAUAAUUUCACUGACAUUGAGACGGCUUUGGCAGCUCAUCUGGACUCUGCAAAAAUUCCCAAAGCCAGGCGGAAGCGCUACAUUUCGCAGAAUGACAUGAUUGCCAUUCUUGAUUAUCAUAAUCAAGUCAGAGGUAAAGUCUUCCCACCUGCUUCCAACAUGGAAUAUAUGGUUUGGGAUGAAACUCUUGCCAAAUCUGCAGAGGCUUGGGCUGCUACGUGCAUUUGGGACCAUGGACCUUCCUACUUACUAAGAUUCUUGGGCCAAAACCUGUCUGUACGAACUGGAAGGUAUCGAUCUAUUCUCCAGCUGGUAAAGCCGUGGUAUGAUGAGGUGAAGGAUUAUGCUUUCCCUUACCCUCAGGACUGCAACCCCAGGUGCCCCAUGCGAUGUUAUGGACCCAUGUGCACCCAUUACACACAGAUGGUUUGGGCCACUUCCAAUCGUAUAGGCUGCGCAGUCCACACAUGCCACAAUAUGAACGUCUGGGGAUCUGUUUGGCGACGAGCUGUUUACUUGGUAUGCAACUAUGCCCCAAAGGGGAAUUGGAUUGGAGAAGCACCAUAUAAAGUAGGAGUCCCGUGUUCGGCCUGUCCUCCGAGCUAUGGAGGUUCUUGUACCGACAAUCUUUGUUUCCCAGGAGUAACAUCAAACUACUUAUACUGGUUUAAAUAAGUUAAGGUUUACAUUAUUUUAAAAAAAAACAUGGAUGAGUAACAAGAAGCUUGUAUAUUGAAUUUUGCACAUAUUAUAUAUAGAGAGAUACUGUAAUAAUACUCUGUUUUCUUUUUGUAUGCUUCUGUAUAAUUAGCUUUCAAAGUAUAGUACAAUUUGGUUUUAACACUUUUGGAUUUAAGACUCACAUUAACCCUUUUAGAUUAACAUUUUGUUAAAGGAGAGCAAACUACUUUUCACCUUAGCGAGUGUAGCUUCCAGAAGAUUAGGUUCUAUUAAAAGCACAUUAAAAG
This is a messenger RNA of Leptosomus discolor (cuckoo roller), 1372 nucleotides long. RefSeq names its product peptidase inhibitor 15 (gene PI15). The record is from RefSeq and is a predicted model, not a curated record. Gene Ontology annotation, cellular component: extracellular region. Lineage: Eukaryota; Metazoa; Chordata; Aves; Leptosomiformes; Leptosomidae.